GAAGAUGAUGAUGAUGAUGAUGAUGAUGAUGAUGAUGAUGAGAGGAGCGGCAGGUCCACAAACCUUUCAGCGGAGAUCCGGACAAACAAACACCGACCUCCGCUGUCACUUGUGAAUGUGGUAGCCUCUGUUGCCUUAUUAUCACUCGCUCCUGUCUUGUGAUCCGCCAACACGUGAAGGAGCGGACCGGAAAAGUGCGCACCAGAAGAAGAAGAAAAAAAAGGAGAGAGAGGGAGAGAGAGAGAGAGAGAGAGAAAAAAAAGAAGAAGUCCAGAACAGAUUCGGCACAAGUGUGAAGGUGUCCACAUGGCUCUCGUCGCAAUGGGAUUUGAGUUGAGGAACACGUAAGCGGCGAGAAGUCAGCCCGAGUCGAGCCUGUCGUUAAGGUAACUGGGAACUUGGAAGAAGAAAAAAAAAUAAUAAUAAUAUAUAUAUAUAUAUAUAUAGAGAGAGAGAGAGAGAGAGAGAGGGGGGAUGUUGUGAACGACGCGUCGCCUGGGACAGACGGAGCGGGGACGCGUAAAGGAACGAGAAGGGGAUCCAGGUCUGGACGGAGAGGGAUUAUGGCUCUCGCAACGUUUUCUCUCAGCCUCGUCACGCUGGCGCUCGCGAACUUGCACCUGUCGAGAGCCAGCGACCGACAUGCGGUGUACUGGAACAGCUCCAACAUAGAGCUAAGAAAAGAGGGGUACACGGUGCAGGUCAGCGUCAACGACUACCUGGACAUCUACUGCCCGCACUACAACACCACCCAGCGGGGGACGCUGGAGCGCACCGUGGCCGAGCAGUACAUCCUCUACAUGGUGAGCUACCGCGGCUACCGCAGCUGCGACCCCCAGCUGGGCUUCAAGCGCUGGGAGUGCAACCGGCCCCACGCGCCCCACGCUCCCAUCAAGUUCUCGGAGAAGUUCCAGCGCUACAGCGCCUUCUCGCUGGGCUACGAGUUCAACGUGGGCCAGCAGUACUACUAUAUCUCCACACCCACCCACCACCACGGCCACAGCUGCCUCAGACUGAGGGUCUACGUCUGCUGCUCCACCGUUUCCCAGGCGGAUGACGACUCUAGUCAGACUCCUCCCGACUACACAGUCAGGCCAAACAUACACAACAUCGAUGAGUUCAACCCCGAAGUUCCCAAACUGGAGAAAAGCGUCAGCGGCAGCAGCCCCUCACGUGACCGCCUUCUUCUCACCGUGGCGAUGCUGCUCGUGUCCGCCGUCCUCUUGUCCUAGCGCACCGUCGCCGCGGGUGACACCUUUCGCGCAUAGCUGGACACCGCCUUGUCCAAAGGGCUUCGUAUCCACCCAGUCGUUGAUGUGAAAGUCAGCAAGAAACCACAGGAAGAGAACGGAGAAAGAGGUGACAGGAACCACAAUCAGAGAGGGAAACUGAACUUAACUUUUGGGGAAAAAAAAAAAAAAAAAAAAGGAGAGGCCUUUUUUUGCUGUCAUAUUUACGCCAGUGUAUUCUGACGCUCCGUGUGUUGAUGGACAUCGAUAUCAUGUGAAUACCGCUGCAUCUCACGCAGGUGUGCCACGACACGGAGGCCGCGACCACAAACCUAUAUUCAGACUCGGACUUCGGUGCUGCUGUCAUGCCCGAGAAAAGCGGACUCGUGAUGAGUUGGAUGUAGACGACACACUCUUAUCGUAGCAUGGACGUCAAAUUUGAGCUCCACUGUCUUCAGCAAGGCUUUGGGUUUUUAUUUUGUAGCUGUAGGUUUCGAAGACAGCCAGACUUUUUGCAGUGGACGUUCACGCCUUGGAUGUUGACGAUGUAUUAGAAGUAGUGAAGAGCCAGCUGGACUCUGGAGCUGUGCUACUCUUACCUAUCCUACAGGAUAUUUAUGUAAUCAGUCAAUGAUGAGAAGUGCUGCCAUUAUCCUGGACACUGAGGAAUGUUUUCACACUGGUGGGAGAGAGCUGCUGGUAAUAAGAGGCCGAGCUGGUUCGUAAGGGAAAAAAAAGGGGGGGACUUUGUGAGAAUAUCCACAGGCCUUUCAAGAAUCCAUUUUCUCCAGACAUCAAAAAUACCCCCGGCUUUGUGAUAGGUACACAUGCAAAGCCCGCGUCUCUUAGAAGAUAGCGAGUGCCCUCUUAGAACUAGUCGUUUGUCUGUAUUUCCUGCCUUCACACUGUAACAACCCAAGAAAAAUACAGACCCCAGACUAGUAAUUUGACGGCACUUAGACCCGCUAGAUGUGUGUUUUGUUCCGAUGCAUUUACCUUCAGCACUCGGCGUAGAUUCCCCCCCCCCAGAUGUCAAACCUUUCUCCUCGCAGCAAUCAGGCGAGUCAUUCAGAACACCACUAAUUUACGAUUGUGAAAUAAAAAAAAAAAAAAUUAAAAAAAAAGCCUCUCUCUGCGGCAGCAGCAGCAGGUUCCCUUUUAAUCCCAGACAGCCCCGGUCUGGUCUAUCCCUCCUUUUUUCCACUUGCAGAGUGCUGCCAGCCAAUCAGCGCCGACGGCCAUUACAGCAGUCACGGUCACCAUGGAAACGACCCCAUACAGUCGCCAGAGCGCGGCAAGGUGCCUGGAGGAGAAAUUGUGCUUUGAGGCUCAAAGUAACGCUGCCGCCAUUUUGUUAAAAAAAACAAAAAGACAAAAACAAACAAAAAACAAAACACGUGUGAAUGUGCAAACAAAGAGUUCACUUUUUUUAUAUUGUAAUACAGGACGACGUAGGCUGGCAUUAAUCAAACUACAACGUUGUGCUUUUCCUUUUUUGUUUUUAUUUAUUUACUUUUCAAAAUGUAUUUAUUUUAACAUUAAAAGUAUAUUAUUUAUCUACCUAAUUUAUUAGAGUGCAUUUGUAGGCCUUUGCUCAAUAAGCUACCGUGCCAAUUUUUUAAAUUCUUUUUGUUUUGUUUUGUUUUUUCUUUUUUAAACGGUGGAAUUUUUUUUACCGCGGCUGUUUUGUUUUUUUUUUUUUUUUCAAAGCUUGUGUAGAUAAAACAGCCGGACGUGAUUCAGCCUGACGACGAGAGGAGAUGGUUAUUGGUUAUGACUAAUCAGUAGGGACAUACAGUACAGUACAGUGUAACCCUGCUCUCGUGUAACAGAAACUGCUAACUGGAGCGCGUCACAAACCAACUGCGAGUGCACGGACGAGCCGAUGUUGAUGGAAGGGCGGCAUUCCUUCAAGUGCUGCACUUACAAAACGAAGGAGUCUGCAUUGUAAUGUAUAUUUAUAACACAAGCCGGUUAUGGAAUGUGCGCGUGUGUGUGUAUGGAUGUGCGUGUGUGUGUGGCUUUAUCUGCCUGCUUUCUUGCGUGUGAGCGCGCGAGCGAGCGAGAGAUUAAAAAAAAAACACAACACAAAAAAAAAAAACAGCAGCAACAUAUGUGUGCACAGCGGCGUGCGUAUGUAUGUCAGAAUGUGUUCGUCCGCGCUUUUUUCCAGUAUGUGGCAUUUAGAGAAAAAAAAGAAAUUUCGUACCCGUCAAGGAGUCGUUUGUAGGAUCUGAAUAUGCAAAGUGCGUGUGUGUACGAGAGAAUGUGCUCUUCUGUAAUGUUAGUUUACGUUACGGGGUUUUGGGAAGCUUGGGGGGGGGGGGCGACAAAAGCAUUUAACUGAUGUUGGAGACAAACCACGAGAAAUGUGUUUUACCUUUGACGAGAACGGACAGAGAAAAGGAAAAAAACUGUAAAUUGAUCCACGAAUGAUUAAAAUCAAACGGCAAUUAAAAUCUUUUUUGCAAAUUUA
Messenger RNA from Acanthopagrus latus (yellowfin seabream), 3705 nucleotides. It is a transcript of the gene efna3a, whose product is annotated as ephrin-A3a. The transcript has 5 exons. The record is from RefSeq and is a predicted model, not a curated record. Lineage: Eukaryota; Metazoa; Chordata; Actinopteri; Spariformes; Sparidae. Bases 564 to 1232 code for a protein of 222 amino acids. Gene Ontology annotation, cellular component: plasma membrane. Gene Ontology annotation, molecular function: ephrin receptor binding. Gene Ontology annotation, biological process: ephrin receptor signaling pathway; axon guidance.